Molecule: messenger RNA, 3194 nt
Organism: Passer montanus (Eurasian tree sparrow)
Lineage: Eukaryota; Metazoa; Chordata; Aves; Passeriformes; Passeridae
Gene: TBC1D25
Product: TBC1 domain family member 25
Exons: 6
Coding region: 245-3106 (953 amino acids)
Biological process (GO): regulation of autophagosome maturation; activation of GTPase activity
Cellular component (GO): autophagosome
Molecular function (GO): protein binding; GTPase activator activity
Source: RefSeq, a predicted model, not a curated record
GCCCCGUGACGUCACUUCCGCGCGCUGCCCCGGAUGUUGUUGCCACGGCCGCGGCCGCAGGACGGGCACGGGCGCGGCGCGGCUCCGGAUCCCCCCCGAAAACCGCGCACCGUCCGGCCGGGGGGCGCGGCGUGACGUCAGCACGGUGACGUAACAGCAGCCCCCCGCUUCCCCGGCUCGGGGGGCGGCGGCGGCGGCGGCGAAACCCCCCCGGACCCCGAGCCCCCCCCGACCCCGCCCCAACAUGGCGGCGGCGGCGGGGGGCGGGGCCUCGCCGGGCGGCGGGGGCGGGGCCGCGCUGGAGGAGGAGUGCGAGGUUGUGCGCGUGCGCGUCAAGAAGAACGAGGGGCAGCAGCCGCCCGAGUUCCGCUCGUUCGCCGUGGACCCGCAGAUCACGUCGCUGGACGUGCUGCAGCACAUCCUGGCCCGGGCCUUCGACCUGCAGGGGAAGAAAAGCUUCGCUCUGAGCUUCGCAGCGCGGGACGGGCAGGGCCAGGACACCUUUGUGCCUCUGCUGAGCGACGGUGACCUGGCCAACGCCUUCACCUGUGCCAAGCCCACCCUGAGGCUGCGCCUGGACGUCAGGAACCCCCCUGACAGCCCGCUGCUGGAGGACUGGGACAUCAUCAGCCCGCGGGAGGUGGCGGCGGCCGAGCCGCUCCCCGAGCGCCGCUCGCUGCUGGCGGCAGCGCUGCCCUUCACCCAGGCUCUGCUGGCACAGGUGAGCACACCUGGCACGGGUGAGCACACCUGGCACGGCCCGCCCCCGCCCUGCGCCCCCCUGAGCGACGCCGACCUGAGGGCGUACCUGGGCCCAGGUGGGCGCCUGCUGCGGCCCCAGGAGCUGCGGCUGCACGUCUUCCACGGCGGCGUCGAGCCCGGCCUGCGCAAGGUGGUGUGGCGUUACCUGCUGAACGUGUUCCCCGCCGGCCUGACGGGCCAGGAGCGCCUGUCCCACCUGCGCCUCAAGGCGGCCGAGUACUCCUCGCUGAAGGCGGCGCUGGCGGCGCGCGCGGCGCCGGCCGAGCUGGCGCAGGUGGCCGCGGCGGUGCGCAAGGACGUGGUGCGCACGGACCGCGCCCACCCCUACUUCGGCGGCCCCGAGGAGGGCCACCCUCACCUGGCGGCGCUGCAGGCGCUGCUCACCACCUUCGCGCUGGGCCACCCGCGCCUCUCCUACUGCCAGGGCAUGUCGGACGUGGCGGCGCCGCUGCUGGCCGUGCUGGACGACGAGGCGCAGGCCUUCCUGUGCUUCUGCUCGCUGAUGCGCCGCCUGGCGCCGCGCUUCCGCCCCGGCGGCCGCGGGCUGGCGCGGGCCUUCGGCCACCUGCGGCGGCUGCUGCGGCGCGCCGACCCCCCGUUCUGGGCCUUCCUGGCGGCGCGCGGCGCCCACGACCUGCUCUUCUGCUACCGCUGGCUGCUGCUGGAGCUGAAGCGCGAGUUCGCCUUCGAGGACGCGCUCAAGGUGCUGGAGAUCACCUGGAGCUCGCUGCCCCCCGCGCCGCCGCCGCCCCCCGAGGGGGUGCCGCUGCUCGGAGCCCCCCUGGGGGCGCGCAGGGCCGGCCGGGGGCUGAGGGAGCGCCGGGGGCUGCGGCCGCGGCCGCCCCGCAGGAGGAGGAGGAGGAGGAACGUGGAGGAACGGGGAGGAGAAGGUGCCGGAGGGGCCGCGGAGGGUUCUGGUGGUGGCUUUGGGGGUCUCAAGGGUUCCAGUGAUGGCCCUGAGGGUCCCACGAGCCCCAGUGGUGUCCCGGGUGGUCCCACGAGCUCCACGGAUGUCCUGGAGGGUCCCACGAGCUCCAGUGAUAUCACAGGUGGUCCCACAAGCUCCAGUGAUGUCCCGGGUGGUCCCACGAGCUCCAGUGGUGGCCCUGGGGGUCUCAAGACUUCCAGUGAUGGCCCAGAGGGUCCCAAGAGCUCCGGAGAUGUCCCCAACAGUCCCGAGAUCUCCAGCGAGGUCUUGGAGAGUCCCAAGAGCUUCAGUGAUGUUCUAGAAGGAUCCAAGGGCAUCCAGGAGGGUCCCAAGAGCUCCAGCGAUGUCCCUGAUGGUCCCAGGGACAGCCAGGAGGGUCCCAAGAGCUUUAAGAACAUUCAGGAAGGUCUUGAGAACUCCAGCGAUGUCCCCAGAGGUCACAAGAGCUCCAGCAAUGUCCCCAAAGGUCACAAGAGCUCCAGGAAGGUCCAGGGGAGACCCCCCAGGGAUGCUGGAGGAGCCCCCGAGGGCUCCAAGGACUCGGAGCCAGGUGGCCCCAGGAAGGUGGAGGAAGGCACCGACGCCCUGGAGAUGGACCAGAGACCCCACAGCCUCUGCUGGGCGGCUGGAGAAGACCCCAAGAAAGGACGGGAUGGCCCCAGAGAGGGACAUGACCCAGGAGAAGGACGAGAUGACCCCAAAGAGGGACUUGAUGACCUGGGAGAAGGUGGAGAUGAUCGUGGGAUGAAUCGUGAUGACCUCAGGAAGGCUCACGAUGAUCUCAGAGAAGGACACAGCUUGGGAGAAGGCCACAACAACCCCAGGGAUGGCCACCGUGACCCCAGGGAUGGCCGUGAUGACCUCAGGAAUGGCCCCAAGGAAGGACAUGAUGACCCCAAGGACACCCACGAUGACCUCAAACACGGCCACCACGACCCCAAGGAAGAACACGACGACACCAAACACGGCCACCGCGACCUUGAUGACGACCACCACGACCCCAAGACCACCCGCAACAGCCCAACCACCCCCGAAGACCCUUGGGGCGGCCGUUGGGCUUGGGAAGAGCCUUCCUCCAGCUCCUCCUCCUCCUCCUCGUGCUCCUCGGGCUCGUCCUCCUCGGACGAGGAGGUGACGGUGGAGGACGACGGCGCGCCGCUGCCGCCGCCGGAGGAGCUGGGCCAGGGGAACCCCUUCCUGCUCUUCGUGUGCCUGGCCAUGCUGCUGGAGCAGCGCGACGCCGUCAUGGCGCGGGCGGGCGACUACAACGAGGUGGCCAUGCACUUCGACCGCCUGGUGCGCCGCCACCACCUGCCGCGCGUCCUGCGCCGCGCCAAGGGGCUCUUCGCCAGGUACCUGGAGGGCUGGGGCGCCGCCGCGCCGGGGGGACCCCCGGCGGGACCUCCCUCGGGGUAGGGGGGCACUCGGCAGCGCCGGCGGGGCGGGGGGUGCGGGGGAGAGAGGGUGGGAGUGAAAGGGCUGCCGUGGGGAGUCUGUAGGGUGA